AGCAACAAUGGCCGCAUGGGGCGGCAGAGACGGCGAUGUAUUUGAGGCGAGGCUUUAACUAGAUCGAGAGAUUGGUGAUGAGGAACUGCUCGGCGUGGAUGGAGUAGUGGAAGGGGAGGCCCAGGAACUCGAGGUUGACUCCGAAGGAGACCCAACCCGAGGACCCGUACCCAAGGGCUCCAACAGGGAAUUUAAAGAUGGGGACCAGGGCGAGGGCAUUGGCGGGCUCGACGAAGGACUGGAGGAGCUAGACGACGGUAAGGCCUUUCUGCUUGGCCAUUGACUAGGCCUCUGAGGCUUCGAUUAUGAAUCUGGGUCAGUCCAUUUUCGAGGAGAGGUGGUGUUUUGGGUCGACCUGGGUUUUGGGAAUGAGGGAUUGGUUAUUGGGAUCAGAGUGAGGAUCUGAGAGAUGAGGAGGAAGAUCCCAGAGGUUCAACUGGGUAGUCAGGGAUUAAAGGUUUCUAGAUUAGGUUUUGGAUGUGGGGGACUAUCUGGAAUAUACAAAGCUCCUCUCUCUCAUGAAGCUGGGUGUUCAGUAAUAAAGGAAGCAAUUAAUAGGGGCAUCACCUUCUUUGACACUUCAUAUCAUUAUGGUCAUAAUCAUGAUAAUGAAAUCAUGGUUGGGAAGGCUUUGAAACAGCUUCCUCAAGAAAAGGUUCAAUUGGCUACAAAAUUCGGCAUUUUCAAGUCGGAUAACUUACAACUCUAGAUAAAUGGGAGCCCAGAAUAUGUAAGAGCAUGUUAUGAAGCUAGUCUAAAGCGGCUAGAUGUUGACUACAUUGAUCUAUACUACUAGCAUCGUGUCGAUGUUUUAGUGGCAAUUGAGGAUACUGUAAGAGCGAAGGGAGGGAAUGCAUGCAAAUUCAAUUUUUGGAGUUGCAGAUCAGAGAGAG
Rosa chinensis is the source of this 893-nucleotide messenger RNA. Its product is annotated as perakine reductase. The record is from RefSeq and is a predicted model, not a curated record. Gene Ontology annotation, cellular component: cytoplasm. The transcript has 3 exons. The coding region runs from base 410 to 709 and encodes 99 amino acids. Lineage: Eukaryota; Viridiplantae; Streptophyta; Magnoliopsida; Rosales; Rosaceae.